AUGCCUUUCGUGCUUGCUUUCAAAAGUUGCAUCUUGAAGGUAAGGAAUUUGGUCCUUAUUGCAAGCUGCAUAGAGCCUGGAAUCCUGUACAACGGAGGAACCCCGUUCCUCCCCCACGACGCAGGAGGCCGGAGACACUCCGUCUACCCGCCGACCUGCCUCCAGCCGACCCGACCCGCGGGAUCGCCAGCCCGAAGACGAACCCGACAGGGAACCGCGCGCAGAACCGACCCCGGAGCCCACCCGGGAACCCGAGGACCGAAGGAGGUCUCCAAGGAAGGACGCAGACGAAGAGCCCAGAAGAUUCCAGGAACCCAAGAAGGAAGAGGAGCCGAGGACCAGGUUCGGCAGGCCCAGCAAGCCCGCCGAGGAGCCCAAGGCGGAACCUGCGGGCAAGCGGCCGACGAAGACAGCUCCAGCCAACGAGCCUUACUCAGAGCCGCUGCGGUACCAGAAGGGCCAGAGCCGCACGCCGAGCCAGACGGCGCCGCCCCAGUCCGACGUCGACAAGAUCGUGAGUGCGUACGGCGUUGGGCCCACGGACGACAAGGGGAUGCCGCUGUUCGGGCUGAGGGCGCUGAAGAGACGCUCGCCCGCCGUCACCGAAACGCCGAAGGAGGAGGAACCAAAGUCAGAGGAGCCAAGGAGAGCCCCCGAAUCCGACGAGGAGCCCGAGCCUUCGUCAGAGGAGAAGCCCAAGAAGGACACGUUCGAGCCCACCGACGCGUCUGGGCGUCCACUCUUCGGUCUCCGCGCCCUCAAGAAGACCACGACGGAGACGACGAAGGAUACAUCCUCACGGGAUACUACGACAUCUGUUGUCGAGAGCAGUCGUCUUGUCUCCGGCAUCACGAAGCGAACCACGCAUACAACCGAAGAGGUCAGUGCCACGGAGUCACCGCGAGACUCUGACGGCUCAGAGUCCGAGCAAGACUCCCAAGCUGACAGCGACGAAGGGCAGUCGCCAGAUGAACACGACUCUGAUGAAGAGGAGACUUCGCCAGGGCUCGUGAAGAACCUGCGUGACUCCUUCAAGAAGAAGACAGACGCCCCAGAAGACCCCAGGUCCCCGGGGAAAGGCCUCGCCGCGAAACAAGGACGCUCCUGACGAAGAGGUCAUCACCAAGAGGUCACAGCCUCUUAAGGAAAUCCUGAAGUUGCACGAAUCAAAAGUGCAAGAACCGACAUCAGCAGAGGAGUCGCCUCGGCCAAAGCCAAAGCAGAAAUUGCGUGACAACUUCGAAGCAACAGUUGAACAGCAGGAGACUCGAGUGCACAAGACCUGGGACCUGGAGAGUGACCUGAGCACGAGGUCGCUCAACAUGAGGAAUAUCAUCGAGCGACACGAAACGAUCACGGCGGAGGAAGCGCCGAAACCGGAGAAGAAGUUGACUGGCAUCCUCAAGAAGACAUCCAGUUCCAACAUCCUUAUUACAGAUACACGGGCAGAAAAGACCACGCACGCCGAGUCCGCUGACGACAUCUUGGACACCCUGACGGAGGACCAGAUCGCCAAGCUCUCAGAGGAGUUCGACCUGCGAGCUCAAGAAGACGGGGUCAUCAAAACAAGGGAAUCAAUGGAGGAGCUAAGUACAGGAUACCGGGUUACCAGCACGACAGAAGUUGACCAUCCCGAAGGAGCCAAGUUCGAGAGGAAAACGUCCUACACUGA
Penaeus monodon (black tiger shrimp) is the source of this 1672-nucleotide messenger RNA. RefSeq lists its product as uncharacterized. The record is from RefSeq and is a predicted model, not a curated record. Lineage: Eukaryota; Metazoa; Arthropoda; Malacostraca; Decapoda; Penaeidae. The coding region runs from base 1 to 912 and encodes 303 amino acids. The transcript has 9 exons.